This is a messenger RNA of Epinephelus fuscoguttatus (brown-marbled grouper), 1767 nucleotides long. RefSeq names its product transcription factor 24-like. The record is from RefSeq and is a predicted model, not a curated record. Gene Ontology annotation, biological process: developmental process; regulation of transcription by RNA polymerase II. NCBI's taxonomy places the organism in Eukaryota, Metazoa, Chordata, Actinopteri, Perciformes, Serranidae. The transcript is spliced from 4 exons. Gene Ontology annotation, molecular function: DNA-binding transcription factor activity, RNA polymerase II-specific; RNA polymerase II transcription regulatory region sequence-specific DNA binding; protein dimerization activity. The coding region runs from base 554 to 1177 and encodes 207 amino acids.
CAGCCAGGGGAGGAUCAGGAUGACCGGGCGGCUGAGAUAAGGACCGCAUGAAGUUCCCCACAUUACCUCACCCGAUAAGGAAACAAGCAGAGACAGACGGAGAGGCAGAGAGAGAGAGAGAGGGUCAGACUGGAAGGAAUUCUGUGGAUGGACGGUGAUGCACUGAGAGGCAGUCGGGGAUUGUGGGUUUUUUGGGGGGUCUGGGUGGACCCACAGAGGCCUGGUGAACUCUGGAGAAGAGCUUGGAGAUGCUUGUUGGUCCUCUGCAGCUACAGAAAAGAAUGUGUAUGAGAUCAGAUGAGUGAUUUCAGCUGUUCUCGAGCCAGUAUUUAUAUCUACACUAGACUUUUAUAAAGCUUUCAGAUUAGAUGGAAAGAUGACCUCAGACUGUGUUCUGUAGUGUAUUUACCAAAACACUUAGUGAAUGAUACUUUACAACAAUCUCCAACACGGGAGAGCAAACCUCCAUCCAGCCAAUGAAAACAGACUGAACGAAAGUGAAUUUAGUUCUCAAGUCUUCAGGAGAGUUUGCUGCAUCGCUUAGGCAGCACCCAUGGCGGUGAAUCCUCUGGAAGGGCUCAUGUCGGUUGCAGCGAACCACCAGCUGGUCUCAUGCUCUACAGCUGAGCCACAGAGGCAGCAGCCCUGCACAGCCAGCAGCCCAGCAUCCCUGCACGGACAUAGGCAGAGCACACGCAACAGCCAGGAGCCCAGGAAGUGGGUGCAGUCUGUGUGUGGGUCCAAGUCAAACUCUGGUUCUGGCUGUGGGUCUGUGAUCCAGUCCAGGACAAUAAGGGGUCAGCACUCCCCAGAAAAUGCAGCUCGAGAGAGGAGCCGUGUACGCAACCUGCGACAGGCCUUCCACAGCCUGCAGGCUGCUCUGCCCUCAGUCCCACCAGACACCAAGCUGUCCAAGCUGGAUGUUCUGGUCCUGGCUACGAACUACAUAGCUUACCUAACAGAGACACUGGACCAGGGAGGGACGCUUGCUGAGCACACCCUACCGUCCAGGCCGGGUGGAUACCUGCAUCCUGUCAAGAAGUGGCCCAUGCGUUCCCUGCUCUACUGUGGCAGCGUGGGAGAGCUGCUGUCAGGAGCCCCAGCCAAUCAGACCCUUCCACCUGGACAGAACGGAACACACCCGCUGACCCCCACCUUAGAGGCUGACAAAGAGUGAUAGCAGAGCAUGGGUCAUAACUUUCACCCUGUUUCUUAUCUCCGGUGUUAACCAGCCACAUAGCUACUAGAGGAAUAAGGUGACGUAAAGACAGUGAUCAGUAAUAAGAAGCUACAUAGUUGCGGAAGUUGAACUUCAGGUGACACUUCAUGCAGCAAGUAACAUCAAAACCUUUAACACAGAAGUAAAAGGAAGGCAAACUUUUAGUGUUUUGGAUGGAGAUUAAAAAGAGACACAUGCUUGCAGUUGCUGGUUUAUCUAAUAAUAAAGGACAGGGCUUAAAUUAACAUGCAACAGUGGCCACUUUUAGCUCUGGCUGUUUGGAUAGUCAAGACAUUUUGAAAUCAAAGUAGCCUGGUGGUUACUUCAGUUCAUUCUUUCAUCAAAAACAUGCCAAAAGAAAACAGCGUCCUUGUUACUUUUGACUUGUUUGUUGGUACAGGUACAGAUAGACACACAGGUUACUAGUACACACAGCACACAGAGGUUAAGAUUCACCCCUGCUGAAAAUAUUCCAUUAUAUCUAAGCUUUAGACAGCAGGUUGUCAGGAACUAAUUUAAUACAAGGAAAUGAAAAAGCUGCAUCACUU